AAACGCAGCAGCAGGCGCGCGAUGGAGCGGGGCGCGUGAAGACGGAACUGCGCGUGGGCAUGAGGAGUUCCUCUGAAGAGAAGAGAAGAAGAAGAAGAAGAAGAAGAACCAGCUCGUGGACACAUGUUGUUGUUGUUGUUUUAUAACAACCGUUAAACCGCUAAACAUGAGUGAGAGGACAGUUUGACUUUUUGACGCACGGAUGGACACGCGCACGGCGGUGCUCGCUGCUCGCUGAAGCCGCCGGUGUCCCCUCUGCUGUCGGCACUUCAAAGCAACCCGGUGCAUUACGUCACUUCUCUUUUGAUCUUUCCUCGGACGUCCCGCGGGCGUCAGUGAGAGUCCAGGUGGAAACAUGGCCGAGCACGAGAGCCUGGAGUUCGGGAAGGCGGACUUCGUGCUGCUGGACAACGUGUCCAUGGAGGAGUUCAUGGGGAACCUGAAACUCAGGUUCGAGAAGGGGCGGAUCUACUCGUACAUCGGCGAGGUGGUGGUGUCCGUCAACCCUUACCGGGCCAUGAACAUCUACGGCCGCGACACCGUGGAGCAGUACAAGGGCCGCGAGCUGUACGAGAGGCCGCCGCACCUCUUCGCCAUCGCGGACGCGGCGUACAAAGCCAUGAAGAGGAGGAACAAGGACACGUGUAUCGUCAUCUCAGGGGAAAGUGGAGCCGGAAAGACGGAAGCCAGCAAGUACAUCAUGCAGUACAUAGCUGCCAUCACUAAUCCCAACCAGAGGGCGGAGGUGGAGAGGGUGAAAAACAUGCUGCUCAAAUCCAACUGUGUGCUGGAGGCCUUCGGCAACGCCAAGACCAGCCGCAACGACAACUCCAGCCGCUUCGGCAAGUACAUGGACAUCAACUUUGACUUCAAAGGGGAUCCCAUCGGAGGCCACAUCAACAACUACCUGCUGGAGAAGUCCAGGGUGAUUUUCCAGCAGGCAGGAGAGAGGAGCUUUCACUCCUUCUAUCAGCUGCUCAGAGGAUCUCCAGACUCCUUGCUGCGCUCUCUUCACGUCAAGAAAGACCCGACUGCCUACAACUACAUCAAAGUCGGAGGCCAGAUCAAGUCGAGCAUCAACGACGGCGCUGAUCUCAAAGCUGUGGCCGACGCCAUGAAAGUGAUCGGCUUCACUGGGGACGAGAUUCAGACCGUUUACAAGAUCCUGGCCACCAUCCUACACCUGGGAAAUAUGACCUUCGGGGUGGACGGAGACGUGACCUUGAUCGAGAACCCGAAGCUGGUGUCUGUGAUCAGGGAGCUGCUCUCCACCAAGGAGGAGAACGUGGAGAAGGCCCUGCUGUACCGCACCGUGGCCACCGGGCGGGACGUCAUCGAGAAGCAGCACACGGCGCAGGAGGCCGGCUACGGACGGGACGCUCUGGCCAAGGCCAUGUACGAGCGUCUGUUCUGCUGGAUCGUCGGACGCAUCAAUGACGUGAUCGAGGUGAAGAACUACGACGCCAGAGUCCACGGGAAGAACACGGUCAUCGGGGUCCUGGACAUCUACGGCUUCGAGAUCUUCCAGAACAACAGCUUUGAACAGUUCUGCAUCAACUACUGCAACGAGAAGCUGCAGCAGCUGUUCAUCCAGCUGGUGCUGAAGCAGGAACAGGAAGAGUAUCAACGAGAAGGAAUCCCCUGGAAACAUAUUGAUUACUUCAAUAACCAGAUCAUCGUGGACUUGGUGGAGCAGCAGCACAAAGGCAUCUUCUCCGUUCUGGACGAGGCUUGUAUGAACGUGGGCAAAGUCACCGACGAGGUUUUCCUCCAAGGCCUCAACGGCAAACUCGGCAAACACGCCCACUUCACCAGUCGCAAGCUCUCGCCCGCUGACAAGACUCUGGAGUUCGACCGGGACUUUCGUAUCAGACACUACGCAGGAGACGUGAUGUACUCAGUGGUGGGUUUCAUUGACAAGAACAAAGACACACUGUUCCAGGAUUUCAAGAGACUGCUCUAUAACAGUUCUAACCCGGUGCUGAAGGGGAUGUGGCCUGAGGGCAAACUGAGCAUCACCGAGGUCACCAAGCGGCCGCUCACCGCCGCCACGCUCUUCAAAAACUCCAUGAUCGCGCUGGUGGAGAACCUGACGUGCAAGGAGCCCUACUACGUCCGCUGCAUCAAACCCAACGACGUGAAGUCCCCUCUGCUGUUCGAGCAGGAGCGCUGCCGCCACCAGGUGGAGUACCUGGGGCUGCUGGAGAACGUCAGGGUGCGGCGCGCCGGCUUCGCCUACAGGCAGACGUACCCUCGCUUCCUGCAGAGAUACAAGAUGAUCUCGGAGUUCACGUGGCCGAACCACGACCUGCCCUCGGACAAGGAGGCGGUGAAGCGGCUGCUGCAGGGCUGCGGGUUCGACCACGACGUCGCCUACGGCAAAACCAAAGUCUUCAUCCGCACGCCACGCACCCUCUUCAGCCUCGAGGAGCAGAGAACCGAGAUGGUCGGAAGAAUCGUCCUCUUCCUCCAGAAGGUGUGGAGGGGCACCAUCGCCCGGAUGCGGUACCGGCGGAUGCGGGCGGCCCUCGUCAUCCUUCAGGCUUACCGCCGCUACAAGGUCAGGUCCUACAUCCGCGAGGUCAACCGGCGCUUCAAGAACGUCCGGUCCAUGAAGGACUACGGGCGACACGUCAAGUGGCCGACGCCGCCGAAGGUCCUGCGCAAGUUCGAGGAGUCGCUGAGGAGCAUCUACAACAGGUGGUGGGCAUGGACUCUGAUCAAAGGCCUUUCUCCAGAGGAGGCCCUGCGGGUGAGGGCCAAGGUCGCCUGUCUGGAGGCCCUGAAGGGCCACAGGAGCGACUUGGGCCUGCAACGAGCCUGGGAAGGAAACUAUCUGAAGCGAGACAGCCCCGACAGCGCCGCCUCCUUCACGCUCGUCUCCAGCGAGCUGCAGCGGAAAGACAAAUUCAUGAGGGUGCUGUUCUCCUGCAAUGUUCGCAAGAUCAACCGUUUCCACAAGUCGGAGGACAGGACUGUGCUCAUCACUGACCGCCACCUGUACAAGAUGGAUCCCCUAAAGCAGUACAAGCCCAUGAAGAGCAUCCCCCUCUACAACGUGACGGGGAUGAGCGUGUCCCCGGGGAAGGACCAGCUGGUUGUCUUCCACACUAAGGACAGCAGGGACCUGGUGGUGUGCCUGCAGGGAAUGGUCCCUGCCAGCGAGAGCCGCAUCGGGGAGCUGGUGGGCACCUUGCUCAGCCACUUCAAGAGUGAGAAGAGGAAGCUGCAGGUGAACGUCUCCAGUCCCAUCCAGUGCAGCAUGAACGGCAGGAAGUGCACCAUCAUCGUGGAACCCAAGAUCAACCAAUCACAGCCGGACUUCACCAAGAGCCGCUCGGGUUACAUCCUGGCUGUUCCCGGCAACUGAGAUCAGACAGUGACGGACGAUUCCAAAGCAGGCCAAGAUGAAGAUGAAGAUGAUGAUGAUGAUGAUGAUUCACAUCUUAUUCCCUCCUCAUGUUUUCUGCUGACAGUGGGACAGCAGCUCUUUCGGAGCUUUGAGGGGAUUGAACCUCAAACAGCAGAGUCGUGUCAAAUUGGACCUGUUUUCUAGAUUUCUAUGCAAUGCUGCGAUGAAAAGGAAGCGUUAGCAUUAUGCUACAUGCUAAAUCUUAUUAGCUAAACAGGUAUAAAAGAUAAUAUGCACUGUCUCUUUAAAAUCCAAAUUUAAAAUGAUUCGCUUCUGUGCAAUAUAGAGUUUAUUGUGAUUGAUUAUUGUGAGUUGAGAUGAGAGGAGAUUAAUCAGCAACUUGCAUCAUAGAUAUAAAAGUCCAAAGGUUGAGCAGGAAUGAAAAAUCCCUGCGGCUCCGCAUCAGAAGUGAAACCCCAGAAAAUGAAGUCUGAAGAUAUGAAUGAUUCUUAAAACACCUGCUUUAAUUGAGUUGUGGAUUUUAUUCUAAGGAAUAAUAAUGUUAAUUGACUUAACUGAAGACUUAAUGAAUGGAACUGUAAUAUCCACUCGUAGUUUGUUAAAUGUUUACAAUCACGUGAUAAUGAGUGAGAAUCAAGCAGUAGUUCAGUGACAGGAUGUUCUGCAGGAUGUGUUGAGCACAUCCACGACAUCGCAAAGUGCUAAAAUCUGUUAAUUUAAAAUCCUGCGUCUUAUAAUCUUUACUGCAAUGUCUUUUAUAAUAUUCCCCGAUGGCACCUGUACUGCAUCGAGUGCACAACUAAUACUGAGUCAUACUGUAAAGGGACAAUAUGAAGAUUAUAACCAAAGCAUUACUUUCUACAGGAGGGUGCAUGAUCUCUAGAGCCCUGUUCACACAACACGGGUUCAGGAUCAGUCAGAUUCGUGUCUCUUCU
Molecule: messenger RNA, 4308 nt
Organism: Platichthys flesus (European flounder)
Lineage: Eukaryota; Metazoa; Chordata; Actinopteri; Pleuronectiformes; Pleuronectidae
Gene: myo1d
Product: myosin 1D
Exons: 22
Coding region: 356-3370 (1004 amino acids)
Biological process (GO): actin filament organization; vesicle transport along actin filament
Cellular component (GO): myosin complex; vesicle; actin cytoskeleton
Molecular function (GO): ATP binding; actin filament binding; microfilament motor activity
Source: RefSeq, a predicted model, not a curated record